CCUGGCCGACGUCCCCUGCAACUGCCAGUGCCACCGCCGCCGUCGACUUUGAAACUGCAACACGCUCGCCUGCCAUGGACAAAUCACUCGACGACAUCAUCGCCUCAAGACCGCGCGGAAUCCGUCGCGGUUCGUCUCGCCGUGGAGGUCCUGGCGGGCGCGCUCAAAUCCUAGGCAAUGGACCCGUCAGCCCUAGCGCUCGUGCCCGCUACGCCGGUGCUGUACCCGUAGCAGGUGCCCCUCCCGCGGACAAGAUUAUCGUGUCGAACUUGCCGCUGGACGUCAACGAGGCGCAAAUCAAGGAACUGUUCCACCAAACUGUCGGCCCGUGCCGCGAGGUGACGCUGCACUACGACGCGGCGGGGCGCUCGAAAGGCGUCGCCGCUGUGCACUUCACGAGAAAGGGAGACGCGACCAAGGCGUACCAACAGUACAAUAACCGGCUUAUCGACGGAAAACGUCCCAUGCGCAUUGAAAUUGUCGUGGACCCGGCCAAGCCGGUCCCUGCUACCCUUGCAUCGCGGGUUGCACCCGCAGGUGUAGUUGAUAGCGUCCCUCGUGGCGGCGGCCGAGGACGAGGACGAGGAAGGGGGAGAGGUGGACGCAGGAACGAGAGGCCGGUGAAAAGUGCGGCGGAUCUGGACGCGGAGAUGGAGGACUAUACAUCGACCGCCGCUGCCGAAACCGCUGCUGCUGCACCGGCUGCUUCUUAAUUCUCUAGUCCUGCCGUCUGCUGUUGUACAUUACCCUUUACCUGCGGACAAUAUGCCCUUCUGCCUUUUUUGAUCCGUGCUUUGUUUCAGUUCCAGUCUGUGAAUGUGUAAAGCACAUUUAUCCCGUCUCCGGGUCUCAUUGAGUUGCAUAUAUGUCCUACGAUGCAAGCCCGAGUGCUCGCCC
Gloeophyllum trabeum ATCC 11539 is the source of this 897-nucleotide messenger RNA. Its product is annotated as RNA-binding domain-containing protein. Gene Ontology annotation, cellular component: nucleus. The record is from RefSeq and is a predicted model, not a curated record. The coding region runs from base 75 to 713 and encodes 212 amino acids. Gene Ontology annotation, biological process: mRNA export from nucleus. Gene Ontology annotation, molecular function: mRNA binding. NCBI's taxonomy places the organism in Eukaryota, Fungi, Basidiomycota, Agaricomycetes, Gloeophyllales, Gloeophyllaceae. The transcript is spliced from 6 exons.